AUGCGAAAAUCCUAGAAAAUGCCCUCCUAAUAAUAAAUGAAGAAUAUAAUAACACCAACAGUUACAUAACAAAUAACUUAUAGUCCUGAAUUAUCUCCAAUAAAUAAACCACAAAAAUAAAUGACUAGAAAGACAUCCAUGAUUGAAUUGUAUAGGGUUGAAAGUGAAUCAAUUAGAAUUAGACCUCAAAGAGUUUUAUAAAUUAUUAAAGAUGCAAAGCAAUAAUUAUUUUCUUAAUAAAAUCCUCGAAAUGAAAAAAAACUAAAGCCAAGAGUGGAAACAUCUGAAGGUUAAAAUAGAGGUCUAGAUUUUACAUUCGCAUAGAAUUUCUCAAACAAGUAAAUUAUAAUGAAAGAAUUCUCCUCAAAUGGUCUCAGAAAAAAAUUCUUUGUAUGA
Molecule: messenger RNA, 396 nt
Organism: Paramecium primaurelia
Lineage: Eukaryota; Ciliophora; Oligohymenophorea; Peniculida; Parameciidae
Source: the annotation of a GenBank genome assembly